Messenger RNA from Monomorium pharaonis (pharaoh ant), 900 nucleotides. RefSeq names its product proteasome subunit beta type-6 (gene Prosbeta1). The coding region runs from base 94 to 792 and encodes 232 amino acids. The transcript is spliced from 5 exons. NCBI's taxonomy places the organism in Eukaryota, Metazoa, Arthropoda, Insecta, Hymenoptera, Formicidae. The record is from RefSeq and is a predicted model, not a curated record. Gene Ontology annotation, molecular function: threonine-type endopeptidase activity. Gene Ontology annotation, cellular component: proteasome core complex.
GUAUAUGUACACAAUAGUAUAUGAAACGAGUUUAUUGUGAUUAAUUGUGGUUAUAGUUCACAAUUUGCAAGAAAUUUGACGGUUAAAUUUUAGAUGUUACAAACAAUGGCGUAUGCAGAUAAUAUUCUUCAACCACACGCAAUGGAAUAUAUGACACCAGAUUGGUUUAAUUCAGAACAAAGCACAGGGACAUCAAUCAUGGCAUGUGAGUUUAACGGUGGCGUUGUAAUAGGUGCCGAUUCUCGGGGUACAACAGGAGCCUAUGUGUCUAACCGUUUUGCCGAUAAAUUAACAAGAGUGACGGAUUAUAUUUAUUGUUGCCGUUCUGGAUCAGCGGCAGACACUCAGGCGAUCUCUGACAUUGUGGCUUAUCAUUUGGGAUUGCAUCAGAUGGAGCUUGGAAUGCAACCCUUAGUGGAGACCGCUGCCAAUGUAUUCCGUGAAAUAUGUUAUAAUUACCGAGACUCUUUAAUGGCUGGAAUCUUAGUUGCGGGCUGGGACAAGCAAAAGGGCGGUCAGGUCUAUAGCAUACCUAUUGGCGGCAUGUGUGUUAGACAACCGAUUUCAAUUGGUGGUUCCGGUUCAACAUAUGUAUAUGGCUACGUGGAUGCUCAAUACAAGCCAAAUAUGUCGAAAGACGAAUGCCUUAAACUGGUAGAGAACACACUUGCGUUAGCCAUGGCUCGUGAUGGUAGCAGCGGUGGUGUAAUAAGAACUGGUGUAAUCACAGAAAAGGGAAUUGAAAGAAAAGUUUUAUUGGGCAACGAAUUGCCGCGCUUUUACGAAGGUUAAAGAUUAUAUCAUUUGAUAUGUUUGUCAUAAUACAUUCAAUAAACUAUGUACUUCUUAAAAUUUAUGCGAGAUACAUACCGUAAUUAAAAUUAAAGAAAGAAUUAUAAA